CAUUUCUCUUAUUUUAUUCAUUAUAAAAUCAAGUAAAACAAAGUCAAAGGAUGACCAUUGUUGAGACAUUCUCCCCACUCAAACAUUCCAAAUUUAAACCCUUCUCCACUCUGUUUUCUCAUUAAUCCAAAAAACUCAUGAAAGAACAACUUUCUCCUUAGACCUUUCUAUCUCUCCAUUUCAAAAAACAUCUAUAUGAAAGUAUAGAAAGAAAGAAAGAAUAAUGUUGGGGAAGAAGAUAGUGAGUUUCAAAAAACUAGCAAAGAAAGUGAAAAUCAUGGGGAGAGGAGGUGGUGAGAAAGAGGGGUCGUCAUCAUCAUCAUCAUCAUCAUCAUCACCAUUUUCAUUAUCAUCAGAGUAUCAUGAGAGUUUGCUUAGAGAAUUUGAAGAAGAAGAAGAAGAAGAUGAAAUCCCAACUGGGUUUUUGGCUGUUUAUGUUGGAGAAGAGAGGCAAAGGUUUGUGGUUCCCACAACCUUUCUAUCUCACCCUCUCUUCAAGAUGCUGUUAGAGAAGGCCUAUGAGGAGUUUGGUUUUCAGCAAAGGAAUGGGCUUGUUGUUCCUUGCAGUGUCUCUUCUUUUCGAGAUGUUGUUAAUGCUGUCCAAUGUAGUAAUGGUAUGUUUGAUUUUGGCAAACUUGUUGAGGAGCUUCUUUAAUUAGUAUUGUAUGGAUUAAUUUCUCUUAUGUUUAAAUGGGAUUGUGUGUAUAUAGGAUAGAGCCUUUAUGAGUG
Molecule: messenger RNA, 729 nt
Organism: Cannabis sativa
Lineage: Eukaryota; Viridiplantae; Streptophyta; Magnoliopsida; Rosales; Cannabaceae
Product: protein SMALL AUXIN UP-REGULATED RNA 12
Exons: 1
Coding region: 224-655 (143 amino acids)
Biological process (GO): response to auxin
Source: RefSeq, a predicted model, not a curated record